This is a messenger RNA of Sitophilus oryzae (rice weevil), 872 nucleotides long. RefSeq names its product cilia- and flagella-associated protein 206-like. The record is from RefSeq and is a predicted model, not a curated record. Lineage: Eukaryota; Metazoa; Arthropoda; Insecta; Coleoptera; Curculionidae. Bases 156 to 872 code for a protein of 238 amino acids. The transcript has 3 exons. Gene Ontology annotation, cellular component: ciliary basal body; axoneme. Gene Ontology annotation, biological process: regulation of cilium beat frequency.
UACGAUUUCUUGACAUUUUAUAAGUCAUUUUUCUAUAUUUCUGACAUUUUAUAUUUUUUUACGUAAUCUGCAUAAACCUAUAUAUUUGUAUAUGCCCAUUGGGUAAAAGUGGAUGUUAUUGAUCAAACAGUUAGUUAUUCGUCUAAUUUUUAAUCAUGGAAACCGAGGAAAACGCAUACGUACGUAAUAUAGUAAAGGAAAUUUCGAGGGAAUGUGCUCCAAGAAAAAUAGACGUGAAUAAGAAUUUCUUGACUUAUUUGACAAAAAUUUUAUUAAUAAAUCCAAACUGGGGAAUAGACAAUGACUUUUUUAAUCAAAGGCAAAAUGUUCAAAUCUUUGUCCGAUAUGUUAUUGAUGAACUAUUAGUAAAUCCUCAUCAUCCCAACAUGGUGACUUUGAAGAUACAGUUCUACUUUUCGUGCAACUUGGAUAAUAUGGAGUUUGUAGUUGAAUUGGAUAGAUACAAUCUACGAAAGAAAUUGUCAACACUUAAAGAUGAUAUUUGUUCCACGGGAAAGAUGGCCGAUAAGGAAGAAAUUGAUAAAUUGUAUAGAAAAAAUUGUGUUCUACAUAAUUCUCCUUUCGGGACUUGGAAACUCUAUGAAUAUAAAGGUAAACAGGUGUUACUUGUUAUUGAAUACAUGCAAAUUUCCAGCGCUUCUUCUGGAACAUUCCCUAAGAGCAAGGCUUGCCUGGUAGCCGGACCUCCCGUCAGAGAAAGAUUGUUGGCUAACGGGUGGGGACAUCCGCUAAAAGAAAGGAAAUAUUUAUUAGCGAAAAAAAUAAUCGGCUCAUCUAUUAACAUCGCCCAUAAAACCGAAUACCAAGGUUGCGAAACCCAGUUGGGUAGAACCAUUAUACCCUCUGCCUGA